UAGGUGUUGCGUCUACUUGCUCCUCAUCACGAUCGGCUGGACGCACCUCUAUAAAUUUUAGCCCCAAUCUGAACAUUGUGCACAGAUUGAGGAGGGCAGGAAUUAUUGAAAUUUGACUUGGAUAUUAUAGGUUCUUUCUCCGCUUCAAAUAAACCCUCUAGUUCUAGUUUGACUUCCCAUCUUGGUCCCACUCAGAACUGUUUAUCUUGAGCUUCCUUCUAUUAUUCUCGUCAUUUUGUGUGUUUACACAAAAGGUCAGAGCAAAAGAAAUAAAGUGUCUCAAGAAAAGUGUCCAUGAUAAGUCAUGCACGCCCUCUGGCGCAGAUCCCACUGACGGCUGACAAUCAUCGUCAUUAAAAAUCGCUUAGCAUAGUGAAAAAGACACACUUUUUGACGCACCCAAUCUUGUGCGGUUCUCAUGUGAAGAGCACUCAAGGACGCGACGCGGGAAUCUCCAGGAAGACCCUAAAGCCGGACAAGUAAGAGUCACAUUUAUCGCUGAAGAGAGUGUCAGAGGAUGACGAGCCUGACGGAGGACAAGGCGGACAUGAAUGAGGACGAGCUGUUCUACCUGAUGAAGUGGCACAACUUCCAGAAGAAUGUGAGCAUCCAGUUCGAGAGGCUGCGCGAGGAAGAGGACCUUGUGGACAUCACAUUUGCGUGCGAGGGACGUCAGAUCCGGGCGCACAAGUUGGUGCUGUUCGCGUGCAGUCCGUACUUCAAGCAGCUCCUUAAGUCCAAUCCCUGCAAGCACCCGGUUUUCUUCAUGAACGACGUGAAGUUCGAGGUGCUGAAGGCGAUCCUGGAGUAUAUGUACCUGGGCGAGGUGCACGUGAGCAAUGACAACCUGAAGGAAUUCAUGAGAGUGGCGGAGAGCCUGAAGAUCCGGGGGCUGUCCAAGGACAAGCAAGAUCGCCUCAUGAGUACCUCCUUGGCGUCACACAUUGAACAGCACAUGGAUUUCGAGUCGGACAUCAGCGAGGAGCACUUGGCCACGCAGAACGCCGUCGGCAGGAAGCACAAGCUGCUGGAGGAGCAGCCCAGCGCCAUGGAGGAGCUGCAGAGGGCGAAGUGUGCCAAGCCGGAGAAGGGCGCGAAUGACGGAAUGGUGCCCAAAGUGGAGAUGGUGGAGCUGUUCCACGAGCCACACGCCAGCGCGCCCACGUACUGCAACAUCCAGACACUGCUGAUCGGGACACCGGCGCCCGAGAAGACCCUCACCACCAUCACUGUCCCACCGAGCGCCACAAUGAGCGGUCAGGCGCCGCCGAUUGUGCCGGAGAUGACACUGGAGGAGCACAAAGUGCAAAUGCCCACCGAAGCAGCCUGGAUUGAGAAGCAGCAGCAACAGCCCGUGGAGCAGUCGCCGGGCGUGCAGGCGGACAAGAACCGCGGCAAAGGUACGAAGGCCAACUGCCUGUCGCCGCAUCCGUGUCCAGUGUGCUCCCGCCUGUACAGCAACGUGUCCAACCUGCGCCAGCAUAUGCGCCUCAUCCACAAUCCCACGGCCGUCGUCUGCACCAUGUGCCAGAAGACCUUCAACUCACAGCUCUACCUCAAGCGCCACAUCUCCUCCGUGCACGGCUACGCGGCCGCCGGCCAGACUAGCGCCACCGGCGACAGGGAAGAAGUCAAGACCACAGCGACGCAUCCUCAGGCUCACACUCAGCCCGCGGCGGCGAAUUGGAACAUCUACGAGACCAUGGAGAAUCCCAACUCAAUCAUCACGCAGUGAGCCUCGUCCGCGAUUCAGUCUGACAACAAUGAUCAUUGCGUAUUCCUGAGAAGCCACCUAAUCUGAUUCCACAGAAAUCCCCCCAUUUUACACCUCUGACUCUUGUAAAUAGGAUUUAAGCCAGUAGAAAUGUGUAGAGUUGAUUGAAUCAAAUGCAAUAUUUCUAUUAGAAUAUUGACGAAAUCAUUGAAAUUACUUAAGUAUUAGUUCAACUAUGCGUGCUUACUGAAAUCACUGAAGUAAUCAUAGAUUAAAGAAG
Phlebotomus argentipes is the source of this 1994-nucleotide messenger RNA. RefSeq names its product protein bric-a-brac 1-like. Bases 518 to 1735 code for a protein of 405 amino acids. The transcript has 2 exons. NCBI's taxonomy places the organism in Eukaryota, Metazoa, Arthropoda, Insecta, Diptera, Psychodidae. Gene Ontology annotation, biological process: regulation of transcription by RNA polymerase II. Gene Ontology annotation, molecular function: protein binding. The record is from RefSeq and is a predicted model, not a curated record. Gene Ontology annotation, cellular component: nucleus.